AUGGAGAUUCCAUCAACACAUUGGACUCCGACAUCUUGGAAAUCAAAAGACGUCCACCAAGACGUUCUAUAUCAAGCAUCUGAUGCUCCACGAGUAGAGAAGGUGCUUGAUCAGAUCUCCCAUCUCCCACCUAUCGUGGUUCGCGAAGAAAUUGGUCGACUUCGAAACUUGUUGGCUGAAGUCAGUGAUGGGAAACGCUUCUUGCUUCAAGGAGGUGACUGUGCUGAAUUGUUUGCUUAUUGUGACUCGAAUAUCAUUGAGAGGAAGUUGCGUGUCUUGUUACAAAUGUCUCUGAUUCUGGUCUGGGGAGGUCGAACUCCUGUCGUCCGAAUUGGACGUAUCGCAGGUCAAUACGCAAAACCAAGAUCGAAACCAACUGAAAUCGUUAAUGGAAAGGAACACAUCGCAUGGAGAGGUGAUAACGUGAAUGGAGUGGAUCUAGACGAACGCAAUCCAGAUCCAGAAAGACUUUUACAAGCCUAUUUCCACUCUGCCGCUACAACAAACUAUAUCCGAGCCUUAUGCGUGAAUGGAUUUGCUGAUUUAAAUCAUCAGCAGUCGUUUAAUCUGGGGUUUGUCAAGAAUGAGCAUCUUAAGAAGGAGUAUUCUAAAGUCGUGGAUCACAUGAACGAUUCGUUGCACUUUAUGAAAACGAUUGGAACGGAAUCUGCAGAAUCUAAAACAGUGGACUUUUUUACGUCACAUGAAGGCCUUAUGCUGGAUUAUGAGUCAGUUCUCACUCGAGAAUAUAACCAACAACAUUAUAAUGUUGGAGCGCAUUUUCUCUGGAUUGGUGACAGAACACGACAACUGACUGGUGCGCAUGUUGAGUAUUUCAGAGGCAUACACAAUCCAAUCGGUGUCAAAGUUGGACCAUCUAUGAAACCACAUGAGCUUGUCGAACUGCUUGAUAUACUGGAUUCGAAUUUCGAGAAAGGCAAAAUCACACUCAUAACACGAUAUGGUGUUGAUAAAAUUAGUGAUUACUUGCCAUUGCAUAUUGAAGCUGUGAAGCAAACCAAACAUCAGGUCGUCUGGUGCUGUGACCCGAUGCAUGGAAACACAGAGCAGUCUGGAAAGUUCAAGACUCGACACUUUCACAAAAUACAAGGAGAACUAUCAAAGGCCUUUGUAAUCCACAAACAAAAUGGAUCUCAUCUCGGUGGUGUACACUUAGAACUCACAGGAGAUGAGGCUGUGACUGAGUGUGUUGGUGGAUCUAUGGAUGUAUUGGAGGCAGAUCUAGCGACGAAUUACGCAACAUUUUGUGAUCCAAGGUUGAAUUAUGAGCAGUCGCUUGAUAUCGCGUUUCUGAUAAGUAAGACGUUAGAAGAACGACGUAAAUAA
Messenger RNA from Synchytrium microbalum, 1347 nucleotides. Its product is annotated as 3-deoxy-7-phosphoheptulonate synthase. The coding region runs from base 1 to 1347 and encodes 448 amino acids. Gene Ontology annotation, molecular function: 3-deoxy-7-phosphoheptulonate synthase activity. Gene Ontology annotation, biological process: aromatic amino acid biosynthetic process. The record is from RefSeq and is a predicted model, not a curated record. The transcript is spliced from 8 exons. Lineage: Eukaryota; Fungi; Chytridiomycota; Chytridiomycetes; Synchytriales; Synchytriaceae.